Molecule: messenger RNA, 1659 nt
Organism: Plasmodium vivax (malaria parasite P. vivax)
Lineage: Eukaryota; Apicomplexa; Aconoidasida; Haemosporida; Plasmodiidae
Product: cyclin dependent kinase binding protein, putative
Exons: 2
Coding region: 1-1659 (552 amino acids)
Biological process (GO): regulation of cell cycle
Source: RefSeq, a predicted model, not a curated record
AUGAAGGAAGUGAAGUACUUCAGCGUCUACGAGGACUUCUUCAAAGACGCGAAGACCUUUCUGAACACAGCCGUUGAGACGAAGAACAGCAUUUUCGACGUCAGCAGCAGUGGGGAGUCGAGCUCCGGGGAGAAAAACGAUGGCGGGGCGGAGGGCCCGGGGAAGGAGAGGCACAUCGACUUUUACCUGAACGACCAGAGCAACAAGGCGGUGUGGCACAAGGACAGCAGCAAUGAGGGGAGCACCACGGGGAAGAGCGCCGCGAAUAGGAGCGGCCUAAACAGGGGCGCCGCGAGUAGAAGCGGCCUAAACAGAAGUGCCUCGAAUAGAAGCACCGCGAAUAGAAGCACCGCGAACAGACGCGCCGCGAACAGACGCGCCGCGAAUAGCACCGCGAACAGGGGCCAGCAAAACGCCGAAGCGGACGCGCACAAAAACUACCACUGCUUCUCCAGCAUGAACCACGGCGCGUCGAAAAUCCUGCUGUGCUACCAAAACACGCACACCAUGUGUCUGUCCUACAAGCCAUAUAACGAAAAUGGGUGCCACGACUCAGCGAACAUGAAUUACUCAAUUUCUAUUUUUAAGAAGAGGGUACCCAAUUUGGAAAUGGAGGAGGAGGAGAAAUAUGCCUUUGAUGGAGCAGAGGAGGAUAACAGAGUGGUGCGCUUCUUUAGGAGACUGGCAUUUUGGCGUUACAGAGAGACGGGCAGGAAGUUCCUCUUGAUAAACGAAGAAAGGAGGCAACUCGGGGGGGUAGAAAAGGGAAGAAGUAACUCCCACGCGGAGGAGGCAAUGAGGAAAAGAAAGGAAGUACCCAGAGGGAUGGAAGGGGAUUCCAAAAAAUAUGGUAAACAGUUAAUGGUGAAAGAACCCAGUAGGAAUUUCACCACUAGUAUGGGAAAAGGCAAAAUUGAGGAAACCGCUGAGGAAGCGAAAAAAAAAAAAAAUGUAAAUUUCAACGAAAUGAAGAGGAAAAAAAAGGAAAGGAAGAAAGGCACCUCAUAUGAACAUUUGCUAACUCCUAGUAGACAUGAGUAUGAUGCGUUUUGUUUGUUUAAUCCCCGUUUUAAGCAAGGGAAGCAUCACACAGUGAUGUGCUUGCAAGGGUAUAACGUGUCUGUGAUUCCCUUUGUGAAAGCCAAAAAACUGAAAGAAGAAGUGAAUGAAUUAUUUAAUGAAAUAAAUCCGUGGAUUCACAAAUCGCUAACAUUAUCUAAACUGCGAAAUUUAAAAAUUGAUCUUUUCAACUUGAUGUCUACCAUUCCUCAAAUUGACAUCUCGACCAUCUGCUGUGCGUGGGUGUUCUUCGAAAGGCUCGUCAUCAAGGGCUACGUGCAUAAGUCCAAUCGGAAGCUCUACGCAGCUACUUGUCUCAUUUUGUCCCUCAAAUUUUACCAGCAUGAUGAUAUGCAGAUUUUGGAGAAGCUGCUCCUCUACAUUCAGAAGCUAGACAAGAAGGAGAACUUAACUCCCUCCCUCAUCUUCUCCGUCGAGUUUUUGGUUUACCGCCUCCUCGACUUUUCGCUGCAGCACACGUACGAGCACAUCCGCCCCCACAUCCACCAGUACCUGGAGUCCAAGGAGCUCAAGUUCGAGGACGUCUACGGCAUUUCGGAGGAGGUCUACCUGUGCUCGAACUACCCCAGCGAGGCUUGA